Paraphaeosphaeria sporulosa is the source of this 1129-nucleotide messenger RNA. RefSeq names its product oxidoreductase. The transcript is spliced from 6 exons. Bases 84 to 884 code for a protein of 266 amino acids. Gene Ontology annotation, molecular function: oxidoreductase activity. The record is from RefSeq and is a predicted model, not a curated record. NCBI's taxonomy places the organism in Eukaryota, Fungi, Ascomycota, Dothideomycetes, Pleosporales, Didymosphaeriaceae. Gene Ontology annotation, cellular component: cytosol.
CUCUCUGCGUCGCCCAAACACUCACUCAAGGCCAAUUGUUUGUUUUAUUGCUCAAUUGAACAGUAAUAUCACAUUCAGCAUCAAUGCAGCGCGUUCUUGAUGGCAAGAACAUCCUCAUCACCGGAGCCUCCUCAGGCAUCGGUCGCAGCACCGCCAUCGAAUUCGCACGCACAUGUCCCAACAACCUGAAAUUGAUCCUCACAGCCCGCCGCCUUGACCGUCUGCAUGAGCUCAAGAAUCGCAUACAGAAUGAAGCUGGUCAUGGAGUCAAGGUGUGUGUCAAAGAGUUGGAUGUUAGCAAGAAGGAGCAGAUCGAUUCCUUCUUUGAGAAUCUAGAUGAGGAGUUCAAAGAUGUAGAUGUUUUAGUCAACAACGCGGGUUUCAUGUCCGGUGUAGAACGCCCACCCGAUGUACCAUCUGAUGUUAUCACGAGUGUAUAUGCAACCAAUGUCAUGGGUGUCAUACACAUGACGCAGGCUGUGCUUCAGAUCUUCAAGAAGCGACCUGAUGGCGGAAAGGGAGAUAUAAUCAUGUUGGGAAGUAUGGCGGGAAGAGAACCGUAUGCUGGAGGCUCUAUUUACUGCUCUACCAAAGCGGCAGUCCGGUCGUUCACAGAGUCGCUGCGCAAAGAGCUGAUAGCCACGCGGAUUCGUGUCAUGACAGUGGAUCCAGGACAAGUGCUUACUGAGUUUAACGACAUCCGGCAUCGAUUUGACAAGGAGAAAGCGGAUGCAGUCUACGCUGGUUGCGAUCCGCUGACGCCGGAGGACAUUGCUGAAGUCAUUGUGUUUGCGGCCGGGAGGCGAGAGAAUGUCGUUGUCGCCGAUACCUUACUAUACCCUUCGCACCAGGCGGGCGCAUUAGAUAUUCAUCGGCGCCAAUAGAGACCCCUCGAAGCGCUGCGCGAGAAGUACUCUGUGUAUCGUGGUGUCUUAUCGGCUCAUGUGAUAGUCUAAGGGGUCAUGGAGAAAUCAAGUGGGUGGCAAGUUGUCGAACGGUUUUUAGACAUGAGUGUACCAGAGGGGUGUCACUCUCAAGUAAUUUGGCAACAUGACCUGUGAUGCAUCUUGUGAAGGCUUGUGUGAAUAAGGAUGAUAAUGGCCAACAAUUAAUUUACAUUAUAGACGGG